Molecule: messenger RNA, 156 nt
Organism: Endocarpon pusillum Z07020
Lineage: Eukaryota; Fungi; Ascomycota; Eurotiomycetes; Verrucariales; Verrucariaceae
Exons: 1
Coding region: 1-156 (51 amino acids)
Source: RefSeq, a predicted model, not a curated record
AUGGCCUAUCCUCGAGAGGUCGAAAUCACUAGCCCUCACAGAACAGUGUCCGCCGUACCCGAAAGACCUUUCUUGAAGCUACUUCUCGUUGCUCAGGAUAUAACAAUCGAUGAGACGCUGCUCGUUGGAGGCGUCAACGGCUCCUACAACACUUAG